AUGGCACUCCCACCACCCAACCCCGUACUUCGUCGACAAGUCAUCCAACUAUACAAAGAACUCCUCCACAUGGGCAAAGAAUACCCCCAAGGCUACUCCUACUUCCGCCCGCGCCUGCACCGCGCGUUCAUGUCCAAGGCCGGGCUACGGGACGAGGGGGAGAUCAAGCAGGCUAUUGCCACGGCGCAGUUUGUUCAGAAG
Neurospora tetraspora is the source of this 201-nucleotide messenger RNA. RefSeq lists its product as uncharacterized. Gene Ontology annotation, biological process: respiratory electron transport chain. The transcript has 2 exons. The annotation marks the transcript as partial. Lineage: Eukaryota; Fungi; Ascomycota; Sordariomycetes; Sordariales; Sordariaceae. Gene Ontology annotation, cellular component: mitochondrion. The record is from RefSeq and is a predicted model, not a curated record.